GUUGUAUCAGACGACGGCAGUCGGUGUCAGACAACUUUUUUAUUUAUAUAAAAAUACCUUACCACUUUUCUACUCACCGCUCCACUUUGUGAACUUAACAGGCUUUCAUAGCUUUUCUACACACAGACACAGACAGUGUAAGCAGACGAUUCCGAACGCGAUAAAACGGCGAUAGGCGAAACAAGUUCAGUCGGCUCAAACGUAAAGAUAAGUUAAUUGAGGAUUCUUUUGACCUAUGAGCGUACGAUGUCAACAACACCUCCUGAAGGGUACACGUUUCUCAUGAAAGCCUGCAACCCUUCCUAACAUCCCCUCUUUUUCUACAACCCACGAGAACAACAAGACGCCCUCCUCCCCCCACCACACCAUCUCAUCAGUCGUCACUACCACCUUUCCGUCCUUCUCUUUCUCUUCUUAGUUGGAGAUGAUGAACACUGCUUUACCGGAGAUGUUACAUUGUCUACAGACACCGGAAAAUCUCGCCGGAAACGGUGCGGACCUGACUGUUUUGGAAAGACAACGUGCACAGCUGAAAUGGCUGCAGCAGCAACAACAACAAUAUCAACAAAUAUAUUUUAGCGAAAGCCAAUUCAAUGUAUUUUUACCUCCGACAACAGACGCACUGCAGCUUCAGGAUUUGAUCAACAAUGAUACGACACUUCAGAAGCUUGUGAACCGGUCGAUGAAGGCCGACUCGGGUUUGGCAAAUGAGUGGCCGGAUUUCGGUAAAUACUCCACAACCAGUACUGGGUUUGCUGGCCAGGCUACGAGCUUUGCGUCGAACGGGUUAGAACCUAAUUCUUUAGCGAUGGGCCACUGCCUUUCGAGGACUUCUAGCUGUCCACCGGCGAUGACCCUGCCAGAUGGAGAAGGGAGAGACUCGGUCUUCAUCGCCUCCGUGGUUGAGAGAGAGCGCAUGAAAAAGAGAAAAGCGGAUGAGGCGCAGAACCCAAUGGUUACUGUAUCUGAGGACAUAAGAGAUAAGCGGGUCAAAGUAGAUGCAGAAGAGAUGGAAUCCAAGAUUACAGAACAAAACACCUCCGCCACCAUCUCCGACACACCCCCUACGACCACCACCCACAAUAGUAACAAGAACGACAACGCCAACAACAACAAUAAUAGAGAAGCUUCGUCUGACACUUCAAAAGAGAAUCCAAAGGCUCCUCAGGUUCCAAAACCAGAUUACAUUCACGUCCGAGCGCGUCGUGGCCAGGCUACUGAUAGCCACAGCUUGGCAGAAAGGGUGAGAAGGGAAAAAAUCAGUGAUAGGAUGAAAUACUUGCAAAAUUUAGUUCCGGGGUGCAAUAAGAUUACAGGCAAGGCUGGAAUGCUGGACGAAAUCAUCAACUAUGUCCAAUCUCUCCAGAGACAAGUAGAAUUUUUGUCCAUGAAACUCGCUGCCGUGAACCCGAGGAUCGAUUUCAGCGUGGACAACCUCUUCAGGAAAGAGAGUGCACAGACUUUUCCUGCACCUGAUUGCACUGGUAAUUUUUCGACGGCCGGAUUGUCAUCGGAAAUGGCCAAUCCAGCGUACCUUCAGUUUAAUCCAGUCCACCAAGUAGUCUCGUUGGAUAAUCCCCAGGAGAUGGCACUUCGUAGGACCUUCAGUGCUCCAAUGGCGGUUCCCGCCGACACAUUCAACGAAACGGCCUCCUUCACUCAAGUCCCACACUCUUGUUCAACUUGGGAGAACGAUUUACAAGGUCUAUACAAUAUGGGGUUUCAUCAGCAAGGAAGAUCAUCAGCUGGGUUUCCGCCUCAUGCAUUUCCAGUUGAUCAACAAACAAAUUAAGAUGGAGAAAGCGGAGGCAAGGAGGGUUAUGGGUUAAAGGAUAGGCCAUAAAAGGAAGCCCCACAAAAGAAAAUGCCUCAACUCCACAACAAACAAGCUACAAAAGUUCCCUCAUGUCAUAAUCUUUGCAAAAUACCAAACAAUCUUUCGAGGUUACAGUACAGAUAUCUACAUCUUCUUUUUCUUUUCGUUUCUUCUUCUUCUUAACAAUAUCACUUCACCUCAGCCAUCUCAUCUCAUCUUUCAAAAGGAAAGUAAGUAGAUGAAUAAUUAAUUAAGAAUAAGAAGAAAAAUAUCAUGUUAAUCCUCUUACCAACGUAACUGUUAUGUCAAUCUAAAGUCAAUGGUUGAGAGGAAUCGUCGAAUAUUGAGUUCGUUUUACACUUUAUCCCUGCAUCAAAAAAAGUUGUUGUAUACUUUGUCCAUCAAAGAUUUUAUUUGUAUGGACGUGUAUGUAGUGGGCCCUCUGCAAGAUCAAUGAUCAACGCGAUCAUCAAUAAUUCUAUGGAUGCUAUAAUAUUCUUCCAUACACUUGAUACCCAUCAUGCAGCAGCUAGCCCUGCAAUGGACAAAGGAAGAUAGCCAGUAUUAUUCCCUAGCUGGUAAUUGUAGCGCUGUGGACCAGACCAGACUACCAAGGCCCAAGGGCAAGGCUGAUGAAUUUGUCUAGUCCUGGCCGGGUGGUCUACCACACUACAGUACUGCUUCUAAUUACCUAGUUUUCUAUCUAGGACAAUGGAUUCGGACCAGAUUAGUCUAGGGAUGAAAAUUGCUUAUAUAGAUGAAUUUGCUAGAUUCAUCUAAAAAUAUCUGUACGUUUACUUUACUAUU
Molecule: messenger RNA, 2623 nt
Organism: Nelumbo nucifera (sacred lotus)
Lineage: Eukaryota; Viridiplantae; Streptophyta; Magnoliopsida; Proteales; Nelumbonaceae
Biological process (GO): regulation of DNA-templated transcription
Cellular component (GO): nucleus
Molecular function (GO): protein dimerization activity; DNA-binding transcription factor activity
Source: RefSeq, a predicted model, not a curated record